AGUUGCUCUGUCCAACGCAUUGGAGGUAUUUUAAAACAAAAUGCUAUUUUGUUUCAACGGUGAAAAAGAACUGGACAGAAAGCCGAAGAGCCUGCAUUUCCGAGGGGGCGGAUCUGGUUAUCAUAAACAAUCAUGAAGAACAGAGCUUUGUUCAUGGGAUGCUGCAUAAAGAUCAAAAUGCCUGGAUUGGUCUCACCGACAGUCUCACAGAGGGAGUUUGGAUGUGGGUGGAUAAGACCCCUGUCACAAAAUCGUACUGGCUGCCUGGGCAGCCCAACAACUACAGAGGACAGGACUGUGGAGAGAUGGUGCAGACAGAUUCAGGGGGGAAAUGGAACGAUGAUGGUUGUUUUUCUCAACAGCUAUGGAUCUGUGAGAAAUAAAACCAUGAGGUUAACCAGAUCUUACAAACUUGUAUAAUCAUGUUUUAAUUAUGAGAAUGUUUCA
Messenger RNA from Cyprinodon variegatus (sheepshead minnow), 447 nucleotides. Its product is annotated as CD209 antigen-like protein E. The transcript has 3 exons. The annotation marks the transcript as partial. Lineage: Eukaryota; Metazoa; Chordata; Actinopteri; Cyprinodontiformes; Cyprinodontidae. The record is from RefSeq and is a predicted model, not a curated record.